AUGCGGGUUCCUAUCCUUGGUCGUGACUAUUUGGCAUUAAUUAUUGGUAUCAUUUUAUUCUUCCUCGAAAAGUUGCUUCGUGUAGUCACGUAUGCUUUGCCAACUUUUAUUCUUCAAUUCUUUCAAGAACAAAGUCAAAAAUUAUUUUUUAUGCGAUAUAACGAAAUGCGAACACAUUCAGCAAAAGCGAUGCAAUGUGCAAAAUCAUUUCGUGAAAUGGUUGAAUAUUGGGGUUAUACUCUGGAAGAACAUGUUGUUAUAACACGUGACAAUUAUGUUUUAGGAAUUCAUCGUAUUCCUGAAGGAAAAUAUUCAUCCUCUAUUCGAAAUAAAUCUUAUUCAUCAAGUCAAUCAACAACAACAAUAAAACCCGUAGUAAUAUUAUAUCAUGGACUUAUGAUGUGUAGUGACGUUUGGAUGUGUAAUUUAGAACAAGAAAGAAGAUUAGCUUGUAUUUUGGCUGAUGCUGGUUAUGAUGUUUGGUUCGGAAAUGCAAGAGGAAAUAAAUAUUCAAUGAAACAUUUAAAAUUUAAACCUGAUUCAAGAAGGUUUUGGGAAUAUUCAAUGGAUGAAUUUGCUUUAUAUGAUUUACCUGACUCGAUUGAUUAUAUUCUUGAACUGACUGAAGCACCUUCUUUGACAUAUAUCGGGUUCUCUCAAGGAACUGCACAAGCCUUUGCUGCACUUUCAAUUAAUCCAAGUUUAAACAAGAAAGUAAAUCUUUUUAUUGCUUUGGCUCCAGCCACAAGUCCAAGAGGUUUACAAAAUCCUAUUGUUGAUGGAUUCAUCAAAGCCUCACCUAAUAUCGUUUAUUUAUUCUUCGGUCGUAAAGCUUUUUUAACGAUGACCAUGUUUUGGCAAAAAGUACUUUUCCCUCCAAUAUUCACCAAAAUUCUUGAUCAUUGUAUGAAAUUUCUUUUCGGUUGGGUAGGAAAUAAUAUGACGGAAGAACAAAAGGCGGUAUCUUAUUAUCAUCUUUAUGAUUUUACUAGUGUCAAAAGUUUAGUGCAUUGGUUCCAAAUAAUUCGUGCCAAUAAAUUUCAAAUGUAUGAUGAAUUACCACCUUAUUCAUCAACAACUUCUAUGGGAGGUCAUUGUUGUCUUAAAUUCCCUACCGAACAAAUCAAAACACCUAUUGCAAUAUUUUAUGGAGGAAGAGAUUUUACCUUAUGA
Molecule: messenger RNA, 1173 nt
Organism: Diversispora eburnea
Lineage: Eukaryota; Fungi; Glomeromycota; Glomeromycetes; Diversisporales; Diversisporaceae
Source: the annotation of a GenBank genome assembly